CAGAUUUUUCUCCAACAAAGUCUUGCAGUUCAAUACAAUACAGAACAAUUAAGAAGUCUAUUGAGUUAUGAUUGUUCCUCCGAUGGAAGUAUAGACGUCAGAGGUGUUCCGGAUGGCUACACUGUCACCGUUAUAAGUACAGGCUGUACAGUUUAUCUGACUUCUCCAGGGGUGUAUAACAUUCCUUCUAUGUGCAAGACCUACGACUACUGGGGAUAUAAUCAUGGAUACCCUACUCACAAUUGGUACCAAACUUCAGCCUCAUACCCAUGGUACUACAGUACUACCCAGAAUUAUUGGUACCAGUCUAGCACUUCUGAUUAUUUCGGUGAGGUUGACAUUGCUGUAUCACAUGGGACACACGGCGGGAUUGUGGGAGGAAAAGAUCACCAUGAGUUCCGUUUGAUCUGUGACGGUAUACAUACCAACGGAAAAUUGUAUAGAGUGUCUGCUGGGAUACAAGAAAUAUCCAAUCCAAGUGUCGUUCCGCCUACACUUUCAUACAGACAUUUGAGAGCUGGUUACUACAGUUAUCCGAGUUUACGUUUAACCAGCAGUGGUGGAAACGACAUUUACUACACACAUACCGGACAACUGAUGUAUCUUCUCCUUUCUUCUAAUGAUCCCCGCUAUAUUAUUCGCCCAGAGAACUGUUCUGCCCAGGAUGGCUAUAACUAUUGGGACUCUAAUAAAAGAAUUGAACUUUUCAAUAUCCACCAUUCUGGAUGUAUAUUAGAACCAUAUCUGAUGGAGAUGUUUACUUCUGUGGGUCACGGCCAGAGUAGUGUUAGAGCACCUGUCUAUUCCUUCCAUUUCGCAGGUGGGAGUGGUUACGUGUCCUUCGUCUGUAAUGUUAGAAUAUGCAGCAAGACUUCAUACAAUUGUGAUCUGAAUACAUGUAAGUCAAAGAGAUCUCUGCGUGAUGUAGAUGACCAUGGCGCACAUUCACACGAGGUUUCUGUCACUGUUCAAGUCGGCCCUGCAUCAGGUACUAGCUAUAGAUAA
Messenger RNA from Saccostrea echinata, 1005 nucleotides. RefSeq lists its product as uncharacterized. NCBI's taxonomy places the organism in Eukaryota, Metazoa, Mollusca, Bivalvia, Ostreida, Ostreidae. The annotation marks the transcript as partial. The transcript is spliced from 7 exons. The record is from RefSeq and is a predicted model, not a curated record.